Messenger RNA from Ailuropoda melanoleuca (giant panda), 4246 nucleotides. It is a transcript of the gene NOD2, whose product is annotated as nucleotide binding oligomerization domain containing 2. The coding region runs from base 113 to 3154 and encodes 1013 amino acids. Gene Ontology annotation, biological process: regulation of apoptotic process. NCBI's taxonomy places the organism in Eukaryota, Metazoa, Chordata, Mammalia, Carnivora, Ursidae. The record is from RefSeq and is a predicted model, not a curated record. Gene Ontology annotation, molecular function: protein binding. The transcript has 12 exons.
CCCGGACAGAAGGGGCGGGGCCUGAGAGGAGCCGGAGUUGGAGUCGGAGCCUUGAGUUUUGCGCCUAGACUUCGAGGAAGAAGUGGGGCGCAGGUGACUGUGCGGUUAUGAAAUGUGCACACAGGAUGCUUUCCAGGCUCAGAGGAGCCAGCUGGUGGGGCUGCUGGUCUCAGGGUCCCUGGAGGGCUUCGAGAGCGUCCUGGACUGGCUGCUUUCCUGGGAAGUCCUCUCCUGGGAAGACUACGAGGGCCUCAGCCUCCCGGGCCAGCCCCUCUCACGCUUGGCCAGGCGCCUCCUGGAUACCGUCUGGAAUAAGGGUGCUUGGGGCUGUGAACAGCUCGUCGCAGCUGUCCGGGAGGCCCAGACCGACUGCCAGGCUCCAGAGCUUUCCAGCUGCUGGGACCCGCACUCGCCCCAGCCAGCCCGUGACCUGCAGAGUCACCGGCCGGCCAUCGUCAGAAGACUCUACAGCCAUGUGGAGGGCGUGCUGGAUCUGGCGUGGGAGCACGGUUUCAUCAGCCAGUACGAAUGUGACGAAAUCAGGUUGCCCAUCUUCACAUCCUCCCAGCGGGCAAGGAGGCUUCUCGAUCUUGCCACAGUGAAGGCGAAUGGGUUGGCUGCCUUCCUUCUACGUCAUGUUCAAGAAUUGCCAGUCCCGUUGGCCCUGCCUUUUGAAGAUGCCGCGUGUAAGAAGUACAUGUCCAAGCUGAGGUCCAUGAUAUCCGCUCAGUCUCGCUUCCUGAGCACCUAUGAUGGGGCAGAGAAUCUUUGCCUGGAGGAAAUAUACACAGAGAAUGUUCUGGAGAUCCGGACAGAGGCGGGCCUGGCCGAACCCCUGCAGAAGAACCCUGCAACCCUGGGCCUGGAGGAGCUCUUCAGCAGCCGUGGCCGCCUCAAUGAUGACGCCGACACGCUGCUGGUGGUGGGCGAGGCGGGCAGCGGCAAGAGCACGCUCCUGCAGCGGCUGCACUUGCUCUGGGCCUCAGGGCGCAACUUCCAGGAGUUUCUCUUCGUCUUCCCAUUCAGCUGCCGGCAGCUGCAGUGUGUGGCAAAGCCGCUGUCUGUGCGGACGCUGCUCUUCGAACACUGCUGUUGGCCUGACCUUGGCCAACAGGACGUCUUCCAGUUCCUCCUUGACCACCCCAACCGUGUCCUCUUAACCUUCGAUGGCUUUGACGAGUUCAGGUUCAGGUUCUCGGACCGCGAGCGCCACUGCUCUCCGACCGACCCCACCUCUGUCCAGACUCUGCUCUGCAACCUCCUGCAGGGUAACCUGCUCAAGAGCGCCCGCAAGGUGCUGACCAGCCGGCCCGCGGCUGUGUCCGCGCUCCUCAGGAAGUGCCUGCGCUUGGAACUCUGCCUGAAGGGCUUCUCAGAGGAGGGCAUCGAGCUGUACCUGAGGAAGUGCCACCGGGAGCCGGGGGUGGCCGACCGCCUCAUCCGCCUGCUCAAAGCGACCUCGGCCCUGCACGGUCUGUGCCACCUUCCUGUGGUCUCGUGGAUGGUGUCCAGAUGCCACCAGGAGCUGUUGUGGCGUGGCGGGGGGUCCCCAAAGACCAGCACGGAUCUAUACCUGCUGAUCCUGCAGCAUUUUCUGCUGCAUGCCUCCCCGCCAGGCUCGGUGCCCUGCGGCCUGGGGUCCGGCCUGCUUCGAGGCAGGCUCCCCAGCCUCCUGCGCCUGGGCCGCCUGGCUGUCCACGGCCUGGGCACGUGCUGCUACGUGUUCUCCGCCAAGCAGCUCCAGGCGGCGCACGUGGGCCCCGAGGACAUUUCUCUCGGCUUCCUGGUGCAUGCCAGGAGCGUCGUGCCGGGGGGCGCCGCCCCGCUGGAAUUCCUGCACAUCACCUUCCAGUGUUUCUUUGCAGCCUUGUACCUCGUGCUCAGCGCCGACCUGUCGCCGUCCUUGCUCCGACAACUCUUCAGCUGUCACGGGCCGCGCAGCUCGCUGCUGGCCCGGCUGCUGCCCCCCAUGUGCGUGCCGCGCCCCGAGCGCCCGGACGGUGGCGACGCGGCUCUGCUGCAGGAGGCUGAGCCGCACAACCUCCAGAUCACGGCCGCCUUCCUGGCGGGGCUGCUGUCCCGGGAGCACGGGGGCCUGCUGGCCGAGUGCCAGGUGUCCGAGAGGGCCCUGCUCCAGCGCCAGGCCGGCGCCCGGGGCUGUCUGUCCCGCAGCCUCCACGAGCACUUCCACUCCAUCCCUGCGGCCGUGCCAGGGGAGGCCAAGAGCGUGCAUGCCAUGCCCGGGUUCGUCUGGCUCAUCCGGAGCCUGUACGAGAUGCAGGAGGAGCGGCUGGCCCGGGAGGCCGUGCGGGGGCUGAAGGUCGGGCACCUGAAGCUGACGUUCUGCGGCGUGGGCCCUGCGGAGUGUGCCGCCCUGGCGUUUGUGCUGCGGCACCUGCGGCGGCCCAUGGCCCUGCAGCUGGACCACAACUCAGUCGGGGACGUCGGUGUGGAGCAGCUGCUGCCUUGUCUCAGUGUCUGCAAGGCUCUGUACUUGCGAGAUAACAACAUCUCAGACCGCGGCGUCUGCAAGCUCGUGGAGCACGCAAUACACUGCCAGCAGCUGCAGAAGUUAGCGCUCUUCAACAACAAACUGACCGAUGGCUGUGCGCACUCCCUGGCCAGGCUCCUCGCGUGCAAGAGGAACUUCUUGGCGUUAAGGCUGGGGAAUAACCACAUCACUGCCGCAGGAGCCCAGGUGCUAGCCGAGGGGCUCAGAGCCAACGGCUCCUUGCAGUUCUUGGGGUUGUGGGGCAACAAGGUGGGUGACGAGGGCGCCCAGGCCUUGGCUGAAGCCUUGAGGGAUCACCAGAGCUUGAGGUGGCUCAGCCUGGUGGGCAACAACAUUGGCAGCAGGGGGGCUCAAGCCUUAGCAUUAAUGUUGGAAAAGAACGUGGCGCUGGAAGAACUCUGCCUGGAGGAGAACCAUCUCCAGGAUGAAGGCGUGUGUUCUCUUGCCAAAGGACUUGAGAGGAAUUCACGUUUGAAAGUUCUGAAGCUGUCCAACAACUACAUCACCUACCUUGGGGCAGAAGCCCUCCUGCGGGCCCUGGAAAGGAAUGAUACCAUCCUGGAAGUCUGGCUCCGAGGCAACACUUUUUCUCCGGAGGAAAUUGAGAGGCUCGGCCAGAGGGACACCAGACUCUUGCUCUGAAGCCUGGGGGCCUAUGUUUUAUCUCUGUUUGUUGGCGAACCGCCUUUAUGUCUGGCGGCAGCCCAUUCACACAGAGCCGUGUCCUGCCAGGGUCAUCUUUGUUCCGGCAGGGCAAGGAGCAGCGGUACCCUUCAGAGUAGACUUCUCCGCAGGCUGUUUCGGCAUCCAGUUCUUCCAAGAUUCAGUCCGUGGAAUGUAGCAGAGGGGCAGCUCCUCCCCUCCUCCAGCUGAUUGGACGCGGGCCACUGGGCCCCGUGGAUGUGACUGUGUUACUAUGUGCCCGUUGCUGUAGGGACCUAGGUCCACAGGAGAGGCCCCUUCCCACCCGCCUCACAAUGAAGAGGGGGCCUCAGGGAGCAACUUCCUGCUGUGUUUGAACUCCUGGGUUCUCAUCUCUCCAGGCUGUCCCUCCCCCUGUCUGGUCCCUCCACCCACCCUGGACCCUGGCACGUGGCACUUCCUUUGCAGGGAAGGGUUCAGAAUACUGGUGCUCUCAGCUUCGAUAUUUAUAGCCUCCCCCACCCCGACCCCCACCCCCACACACGCAGGGUGGGAAGGGCUAUAAAUGACUUGCUGUCCUUCCUGAUACUUAAGACAUUAUUGAAAGGGGACAUGUGACAGCCGUUUGUUCCCCCAGACAUUCUAGAUUUUCAAGAAAAAUAAGACCACGCUACAGCCAGUAUCACAUGCACACUUUUAUUUCUGGUGGAGUCAAUGAGUGUUCAGUUAAGCCUUCGGAAACCACUCCCCACCCAAAUGCGACUUUUUAAAAUCAGCCCGGGCCAGAAUUUUGAGCAGUCCCACCAGGGCUCUGGUUGAUGCCUGGGAGCCGGACUCUUGACAGCAGACUUCCAAAAUAUAUUCAUAAGAGAUGGUUCAGUGUUAUGUGAUAUGAAGUUAUGGAUCAAAAGUUUACAAGGGCAAAAUCAAAGACUUUUCCUUAUAAGGCAGAUGUUUUCCUGGAUUUUUUUCCCCCCAAACGAUGCAUGUUGAAGCCUCCGUCAACUGUCAGGUGCUGUGCAAGUGUUAUUAUUUAAACAUUAUUAUUUGUGAAAACUGGUUAAUAUUUAUAAACCACUUUGUUUUAUUCUC